AUGGACAGGUUGCACUCCUCCAUGCGUAAAAGGCUCUACAGUUUGCCACAGCACAUUGGGCAGAGAGCAUCUAUAAGCGAAGGAGAAGACGCAGACAAGGACACCCGGAGGAAGAGUAUCAGGAUGAAGCCUCUCCCGUCACCGUCGCCGACCUCUGGGGGAAGCUGCAAAGGCAUCGGAGAGACCAAAAGUGGGGAGUCUGGGAUCAUGGAGACAGACAUAGGGAGACCGAUGAAGACCAGCUCAAAUGGAGACUGUCGGAGGUUUCGAGGCAGCCUUUCGUCCAUCACAAGUCGGCAUGUGCACGACUCUGACUCGGCGGAGGAGAGGCGCCUCAUCACCGAGGGGGAUGUCACCCCGAGCGAGGAGAGCCCCCCCGGAGCCAUCGGUGAUGGGCCGCCGGAUCAAGACGCGCAAGGGGCCAGCGGUGGUGGUGGAGGAGGCGGCGGCGGCGGUACUCAAAAAGAUUCCCCAGACCAGCAGCCAGGGUUCAUAAAGUUGGACGGCAUUGAUCAAAUUCUGCCGGACGAUGAGAGAUUAUAUCAGGCGGGGUUCAUACACAGACAGCUUGGAGCGAUGCUUCAACCAGGGGUCAACAAGUUCUCCCUGAGGAUGUUUGGGAGUGAGAAGGCAGUGGAAAGGGAACAAGAGCGGGUUAAAUCCGCCGGAUUUUGGAUAAUUCACCCAUACAGUGAUUUCAGGUUUUACUGGGACUUGACCAUGCUGCUGCUGAUGGUGGGCAACCUCAUCAUCAUCCCCGUUGGCAUCACGUUCUUCAAAGACGAGCACACGCCUCCUUGGAUCGUGUUCAACGUGGUAUCCGACACCUUUUUCCUCAUGGACCUGGUCCUCAACUUCAGGACGGGAAUCGUCAAGGAGGACAACACAGAGAUCAUCCUGGAUCCGCAACAGAUCAAGAUCAAGUACUUGCGGAGUUGGUUUGUGGUGGACUUCAUCUCCUCCAUCCCUGUGGACUACAUCUUCCUCAUCGUGGAGACUCGCAUCGACUCAGAUUUCUACAAGACGGCGCGAGCCUUGCGGAUUGUCCGCUUCACGAAGAUUCUCAGCUUGCUGCGGUUACUGCGUCUCUCCAGACUCAUUCGCUACAUCCACCAAUGGGAAGAGAUCUUCCACAUGACAUAUGACCUGGCCAGCGCCAUGGUGAGGAUAGUCAACCUGAUCGGCAUGAUGCUGCUGCUGUGCCACUGGGAUGGCUGCCUGCAAUUCCUGGUGCCCAUGCUGCAGGACUUCCCCGCCGACUGCUGGGUGUCCAAAAAUAAGAUGGUGAACGACACGUGGGGACAGCAGUACUCCUACGCACUUUUCAAAGCUAUGAGCCACAUGCUGUGUAUUGGGUAUGGCAUGUACCCCCCGGUGGGCAUGACAGACGUGUGGCUGACCAUCCUCAGCAUGAUCGUGGGUGCUACCUGCUACGCCAUGUUUGUCGGCCACGCCACGGCGCUAAUCCAGUCCCUGGACUCCUCUCGAAGACAGUACCAGGAGAAGUACAAACAGGUGGAGCAGUACAUGUCCUUCCACAAGCUGCCAGCAGAUAUGAGGCAGAGAAUCCACGACUACUACGAGCACCGUUACCAGGGCAAGAUGUUCGACGAGGAGAGCAUCCUGGGAGAGCUGAACGAGCCGCUGCGAGAGGAAAUCAUCAACUUUAAUUGUCGUAAGCUGGUGGCGUCCAUGCCUCUGUUUGCCAACGCGGACCCCAACUUUGUCACCUCUAUGCUCACCAAGCUGAAAUUUGAGGUGUUCCAGCCCGGGGAUUAUAUCAUCAGGGAGGGUACCAUCGGCAAGAAGAUGUACUUCAUACAGCACGGGGUUGUCAGCGUGCUAACCAAAGGCAGUAAAGAGACCAAGCUUUCAGAUGGCUCCUACUUUGGAGAAAUUUGUUUACUGACUCGAGGCAGAAGGACAGCCAGUGUUCGAGCAGACACAUACUGCCGUCUGUACUCACUGUCUGUGGACAACUUCAAUGAGGUGCUGGAGGAGUAUCCUAUGAUGAGACGAGCCUUUGAGACCGUUGCAUUGGACAGACUGGACCGUAUUGGCAAGAAAAACUCCAUCCUGCAACACAAGGUGCAACAUGACCUCAACUCUGGUGAGCUCAACUACCAGGAGAACGAGAUCAUCCAGCAGAUUGUGCAGCAUGACAGGGACAUGGCCCACUGCGCCCAUCUCUUCCAGAACGUCCCACCUCAGUCUCCUCCCUCACCUACCCCUGUCAUCUGGGCCCCCCUCAUCCAGGCCCCUCUCCAGGCAGCAGCAGCCACAACCUCAGUAGCCAUCGCCCUGACGCAUCAUCCCCACCUUCCACCAACUCUUUUCAGGCCUCCUGUUUCUCUACUUGGUUCCCUAAAGGACCCUUCCAGUCGCCUCAAGAAGUUCCCCACAUUUGUUCCUCCAUCCCCAGCACCUGACUCUGCUGGGAACUCUCCCUCUGGCACACCCUCUAGAGCGCGCUCUGUGGUGGACAUGUCAUUGCUGGCCUCUUUUAGGGCCCAGCAUAUGACAUCAGGUACAAAUGCAACUGGCUCCAGUCAGCAGGCCUCAGGUGUCUCAGCCAACCAUGGACCUAGUGGGGGUGGCUCUGGGUCCAGUGGAGGAAGGGGGGGCACUGCCUUUCCUUUUGGACCAUUCUCUUCCUCUGAUUCACCCUCAUCCAGUAUGGCUCAGCUACACCCACAACCCCAGAAUCAACAACCCUUCCGCUCCAGCACCCCGCCUCUAUCAAACCUCUUUCAUCAAGGAUCCACAGGUGGCAGCACAGGUUCAGGGAUAAGUGGGGGGGCAGUUGGAGCCUGUAGCGGUGCAACAGGGUGGUCAUCAGGCAUAGCGGAAGGAGCCAGCGGGGGAGACACUUCUUGGGCUGGAGAGGACUUUACAACUGGAACAACAGAAGUGACUCCUGGGGGGAACUUUGGGUUGGGAGUAGCUGCUUGUGGCUCAGUUGGCGAGAUCUCAGGAGAAUCAAUGGGAGGGGUAUCUGAAGGAUCUGUGGUUGCCCCAUGUGGCAAGUUAGCAGGUGGGGCAUCAGUUAUAUCAGGAGGGAGCACCUUAGGGCCAUUUGGAGAUGCAACCAGAAGAUCAAUAACAGGGACUUCUAGAGGAUCAUUAAAAAGAGCUUCAAGGGGAUCAGUGGGAGGGGCUUCUGGAGAAUCACUGGUAGUGACUGCCACUGGUGGAUCUUUAGGGAGGGUUCCUGGUGGAUCGAUAGGAAUGGUUUCUGGGGUAUUAACAGGUGGAACUUCUGGGGGAUCACUUAUAGGAACUUCAGGCGAUUCAGUGGUAGGGAAUCCUGGAGCAUCAUUUGGAAAAAGUUCUGUUGGAUCAACAUCUAGCCAUAUUGGUGGAGGUUUAAGUGGGCCAGGGGGAGGGAUGAUGGGUGGACACGCAAGUAGAGCAGUAGGAGGGGCAGUAGGGAGCCAUAUAGGAGGGUCUACAGCUUGUCCUGUAGGGGGAACCUCAAGUGGAAUUACAUCUGGACUUAUUAACUCCUCUCGCUGUCAGAGUCCCAUAUCUACUAGCUCGUCUAGUUCUACGCCUAGUCAGCUUCUCCAUAGCCAGCCACCUCCCAAGCCUCCUCAGGUGGCUCCUUUGCAGCAGUUUGCCGGAGGGGGCAGGACUACGAGUGGCUUAAACCUCUUCCAUACCCCUCCACAAGGGUCCCCAUCCUCAAGUAGAGGACAGCACAGUCAACAGCCUGCUGAGGGUUCUCCAUCUGCCCUGAGCCACUUCAGUCUGACAGGCCUUCAGUCUGGCUUUCUCCCUCACCAGGUGUCCAUGGAGAGGUCUGCCCUGGCCUCCUUGGCCCAGUACGGUUCAGCAAAUGCCUCCCCCUGCCUUACCCCAGUGGCGCCCAGCCCUACUAUUCAAAGUCCAGUGGCCGGCAGGACUUUCCACUACAGCGACCCCUCCAGUGCCACAGGAUCCCACAGUUCUCUGCUCAUGCCCCAGUCAUCUCUCCCUUCACAGCUUCCCAGCCAGCCACAAACAACAGGAAGAGAUUCCCCGCUGGGCCGCUUCUCUGAGGACUUGAAGCUUUUAUCCAGCUCACACACAUCUUUGCAUCAAGAGGUAGCCCAGGCAUUAGGCCACCAUACUCCUCCACCCUCCGUGGAAACUGGAUAUUACCCUUCACCUUUUUCAUCACCCACUUUUGUGCCCAAACCCUGUAGCUCAGUGCCAGGGCGCAUGACUCCUCCAAUCCAGAUGUCUCCGGGGCACCCGCACCAGACUCAGUCCACUGGGACCUCCCCAGCCUCGCAUCUACAGAGGGGCUCAGUUGCCUACUCAUCAGAUCUAGAACCUCAAACUGUCCGCUCUAAACUUCCCUCUAAUUUGUGAGAAUAAUCACACCCUCCUGUGCUCCUCCAAAGUGAAGCACACACAAACUAUCUCCAAGUGUGGCUUUGUUUUCUUUCUGUCUUCAGACUUCACUGUGUUUCACCUCUCAUUUUACCAAGAUCUUACAUUACUGUGAUUUAAAGACGCUUUACUGGGUAACUCAGAAGUAUACACUACCCAGUAUUUACUUUAUGUGUCCUCCUUUUUUUAAGUAAUACAUACUGUGUAUAGAUAAGAUAUAUUUAAAAGAUAAGUUAAUCAGAGGACUAGGAGGGUGUGACAAAUGAUCUCCAUUUAAAGGACAGACAUUUUCUUUAUAUAACUAUGCCAAAUUCAUCCAGUGAUGUUUGGGAAGACAUUCAGUGGACUCCACAAUAAUACUCUUUUUUUCAGCAGGAACCUAUGCACUAAUACCUGCAUGUAUAAAGGCUUUUUGUGUGUUUCAAAAAAAAGUAUCUACAUUUUUAGCAAAAACAACAUGCUUCAUGACAGGCUGACUCUUAUACCAUGUCAUACAGGAUCACAUAUUGUUGAUCCUUAAAUGUAUCUAUUAGAUUGUAAUUAUUUAUCAAGUGUAUACAAUUUUCAAAACUUUAUGAGAGAUGGAGAAGAGAUUUUAGAAAACCAAAAAUAAUUUUCCUGUGGGGUAAUAAUUCAGCUCCUCUCUGCCCUUCAAUCCUCAUUUUAUACCACUUUAUCGUAAGCUUGAAGGAAGGAGGUUCAACGAGCAAACCCUCCAUCUCAAUAUCCACACGUAACAGUUUGUGAGCGACUGCCUUUCUGCAGAGUCCUCGACCAUAUCCUAACAAGCUCACUUCGUCUUCCAAGCCCAUGCCGCUAAUGUGCGUAGAGAAGGUGUUGUUUUUCUUCCUGACUGUGUGAAACUGUUGAGUGCUGGAGAGAGUAAGAGUGUCUAUUUCAGCGGAGCAGUCGGAUGCAAGGCUAGACUUUUCCCUGGACUGAUCAAAAGACAGCUUCACAAAAUACAAGGACUUCCAUUUACCACAGCUUGUGUUGCAUGGUGAAGCACUCAGACCAUGGGAAAUCAAAAACUGUCAAACACAUAAUAGCCCCUAAUUCAGAUUUUACAGUCAGAUCAAAUACAGUGAAAACAGUACACAGACACAUGAAAUAUGCCACGAGGGAUUAGAUUUUUUUUUUGCAUUACUUUAACAGUAGCUGCAAACGUGUUUCUUCAUUUAAAGUGAGGGCUGAGUAAGAGAUAUUGAAUGUAUGCACAUUUUUAUGAUGCUAAAAGUAAGUACUCUAGCUAUUGUAGAUGCACUGAAGGCAGGGAGACUGUUCCAUAUAAAAAAAAAAAAGUCACUGGAUCCAAAUCGUUGUCAGAUACUUUCAUCAGCAGCCAUUUCGUCUGCAAAAGUGUCCUUCAGCAAGAUACAGAACCAAUAAUGACAAAUUGUAUCAAGGCAAUCUGGAUCUGUGACUCAGUACUUCAGGUCAGUAAGCCUCAAGCAGCCCACUCUUUAAAGCAUAUCCUGCAAGAAAAAUAGUACCCUACUGUCGCCCUGCUUGUGAGACUCUGAGCAAAAUAACAUUCUCCUUGUUUUCUUUUUGCACAACAAGGUGCAUGAUGACCUUUGACUACCAUUGGUUUUUUCCACAAUGAAAAUCUAAAAUAUCGAGAAGAUUGUCAGAUAGUUUUGACUGCUUUCGUUGUGUUUUUAAUAACAUACAUUGAUUGAUGCUGAUUAAGCUGUCGGAAAUCAAAGGUGGAAAUGGAUCCAUCAAUAUCUGUUUCUUCAUUCAGGAUCUGAAGGUACACUCAGACAGCCUUACCGUGGUUGAGCUAACUGAAUACAUGGGAAAGAAAGGUAUCACUGAACUCCCAUAGGAGGAGAGCGACGACAUGCUUCUGCAUGUUUGGCUGUAGCUCAUCACCAAGACAGACCUGGUUCCACUCAGACAGCUGGGUCCCCUAACUCAGUCACAGCACUCAGCCACAGCAGCCUAAUUUAACAAGACAUGCCUGUAAUCUCUUGACCCUCGCAGGCUAUCAUGGUCUCACACACAGAGGUGCACAGUGACCAUGCUCUUCUCUCAUUACAGCUCCCACAGGUCCAGAUAACAACCCAUAGCUAUACACGACAGGACAUAUAGCUGCACUAAUGCACAUUUCCUACUUUUAAUGCACAACAUUUUAUGUUAUAGAAAAUAUCCUACAAUAUAUUUCCGGAAAGUGAGUCUUUGACAAAUUGAUUUAACCUUAUUUUUCAAAGUCAGAUCAAUCAAACCAUUUAUUUUUUUCCAUAAUGAAUCACGCUUGCAAGCUCUACAAGAUUUUGAGGCAAUACUGUCAAUGAAAAACCAACAACUUCCUUCUUAUAUAAAUCGUAAGGGAGUCUCCAUUCAUGAGUUGAUUUUAUGCUGUGCUGUGGAUGAUUUGAUACAAUUCCAGUGACUUCAUAAUAAUGUAUUUCUGUGUCUUGAUUUAUAUAACUGGUUAAUUGUAGACAUUAUUAUAAGACAUCCAGAUUAUUCCAGUACACGAUAAAACAAUUCUAAUUCUGUACUUGGGCAAAAGCAUGCCAAACAACAUCUAACUGAGAGACGUCCAGGAAUGAUUUCUGUUACCAUUAUAAUGGAGCACCAUUUUAUUUUUUUAUGUUGGUAGCAAGAACUCUAUGAUUAUUGUGCUUAUCAUUAGAAAAAAACCGCUGUGUUAGAUUACGAAGGUGACAAGAAGAAAGAAUCACAGUUUUUAACAGAGUAGGCUUUAAUGAUGUCUGAAGCAGUGUUUUGUUUCACACUCAGUCUAAAUCUGAAAGCUCAGUGAAAGGCUCUGUGAAAUUAUCAUUAGUCUUUUGCUUCAUGGUCGGAAGCUUCAGCCUCUUUUUUUCUUUUUCCCCCUCCCACCACUCAGAGGGUCCAGGGGAUGCAGGGACAGAGGCAGCAGAGUGUAAAUACAUUGAACAGUUUCACCUCUGGAAUACUGAUCGUCUGCAAACAGUGUAGGUGUUUAAACCCUGGUUUUCCUUCUAGCCUUGCACUGAACAAAAGUAGACAAACUGCUAUACCUCCCACUUGGGGAAAAAAUACCCUUUUUUUCCUCGCAAUGUGACCUUUUGAAGGUAUGAAGAGCAGUCUGAAGUUCAUCUGUGAGAAAAAGGUGCACACAUGAGGAUACAUUGAGGCACUGAGGGGAACGAUGAAUCUGAGUUUCGGCCAAGGAGAGGAGAGGAGAGGUAGAGAGGUCACUGUUCCUCGGGGAGGCCCCCUGCCUUAUUGUUGUCCCUGUAUGCCAGUGGAUGUUUGUUGGUGUGUUAUUGAUUGGGAGGGAAAGCCCCGACUAGAGCUAAGUAGCCACUGUAGCAGCCAGUGGGUGUGUGUAGCUGGCAGGGUCGAUUGGUAGAGGCUGGGCUCUGAUGGGGGAGGGUGGAAUGGGGAGGCAGAGGUCAUAGCUGAGGGAGAGAGUGACAAUGGACAGGGAUUGAUUAGUCGGCCUGAAGUCAGUCUGGUGCAUCAUCACAGAUAAGUGGUUUCAGGGAGUGUGUCCACUGAAGCCAUUAUUGUAAGUAAGUAAGCAAACACAAUCCACAUGAAGUCCAGUCUGUUUCAUCUGAGCCCAUGUCUCCUGCAGCCUCACGUGUAGCAUGAUAAAGUUUACAGACUGUGUUUUUAGAGGAAUCAGCUGGAAAUAUAGGUAGACCUCGCAGUUUUUGGGGAAAGAAGAGAAUAAAGGAAUAGAACUGUGACUCGCUUUCUCAUGCAGGGGACUGUUUUCUUUACAUCUCUCUGUCUAAACAUGAGGAGAAACCAGCUGUAAGAGAACAGCAGGAGAAAUAGCAAUGAAGGGCAGUUGAAGGAUCAUAACAGCUGCCAGUGUUGUGUCGAAAGCGCUGCCAGGGUGUCUGUUCAGAAAUCAGUUCAGAGGAAAUAGUGGGAAAGCUCCUGACAUGUCUGUUGUUGCUUUGAUUUUGCAAAGUAUUGUUGUCAUCUUAACAUCCUACAUUGGUUGGGAUUGAUUGCUCUAUUUGAAGUCAAUCUCAUUUAGGUCAGGGCUAUUCAAGGCUUGAGAAUGAAACGGAGGAUUUUGUGGGUAUAAUAGAAAUUCAUCACGUCUGGCAGGAGUUAUUAAUCUCUCCUCUGCCUAAGGCCAUACCUGGCUCUGGCCCUGUUGUUGGCUCUAGGUAGAUGUGUUGUGAAGCAGCCAGCAGGUUUGUAGUUCAACCCACCCUCCUAUUGCAGAUCCUUGGUGCAGCUCCACAUGGCACCUCUGUACCAUUUCCAAUUCAUGGUUGUUUCUGAUGCGCAGCAUUUUCAGAUUCUGUUUGGUGCACUUCCAAUUUCACUGCCUAAUCUUAGCACCCAUCCCCCCCUCUCUCCCCUUUCUGCUGUCCUACUCGCCCAUAAAUAUGCGUAGUUUAAUCAGCGAUGCACACUGAUGAAAUCAUUUGCUGUGAUUGAGGAUUAGAUGUAGCAGCGGUGGAAUCGAACCUGCAAUUUCUCUAGGGAGAAAAAGGCGUGGUUUUUUUUCCUGGUUGUUCAUUCAUGGCCACACAAUCCUUUCACAAACAUUCCAUUUAUUUAAGUCACAAGCACCUGGAUCAGGUGCUGUGUAUGACAGUUUACCUCAUUGUGAUUAGAUAUGAAAUUGCUCAGUGUGGUGAUAAGUUGCGUUUACAGUAGCAUCUAAUACAGCUGACCUCUUUUGCUGCUGGAAUAACAUAACAGUCACAAAGUGGGCUGUUGGACAGUGUAACCUGGAUGUGACCCAGUUUAGUGAUACCACCUACAGGGGGGAGUAGACAAAAAUCACUCUUGAGUGUGGUCUGUCAGAGAUAAAGCUCUAUGCAGAUGACUUACAGGAGUCUCUUUUUGUAGCUGUCAUUACAAAGUCAUCCAUUUAUCCCACUUAGCUCAAUCAUGUCUAAAAUGUUCAAAGUAAGAUGCUUAGUUCUGGUUUGUUUGUUUCUCCUCUGGUUACAGCUGAUCAGGUGUCCUUAGUUGAAGCCAAAGUUGGGGCGGCUCUUUACUGGAUUAACGAGGGAGGAAAUAAAAGGGCGACUUCAUACUACUUUUGGAGAGAUGAGGGUUUACAUGAAAAAAAAAAAUGUUUUUCAAAGCUGUCCUUCAUUUGCUGAAGUAUGUACUAUAUUCCACUCAGUCUGUUGGAAUCAUUAUGACAACAAGGUACUUACUUAUACAGAUUUAUGUAUUUCCAUAGGACCUAUUUAUAUUUCUGUAUUUAUUUUAGACUCUCUUAAUAAGUGAUCUCCAUAUCAGAUAACAAUAAGCAAUGCUCACCAUGUUGUGUGUGUAUAGAGUUCAUAACAUGUCCAUGAUUUUUAAGGGAACAUUUACAUUAUAUAAUCUCUCUUCUUUGAUGAGACGUAGCAGUGGGACAUUUUUUUGUAACGUGAUGCUACAGACCAAGACUUUCUACCUGAAGGCUCAACCUUUUUUGUUUCAUGAAGACGGUGACUGGUUCAACACUUCUUACGAGGAUGAGCAACCUUCUGGUGGAGGACAGUAUUUUGACCGCUUUGCUAUUGAUCAAUGGAUAUCUAUUUUUUCUGCAUUUAACACAGGAACUAUGGGGAAAAAGCAAUAAGGGAACUGUAUAGGUAUGGUGUGACUGGAUGUGCACUCGGGGACAUUGCGCUGACCCACAAAAGCAGCCACAUAUGGUAGCCGUGGCUUGUUAUUUGUGUGGCGGUGAAGAGGGUGAGGCAAAUACUGCAUUGUCAAUAAGCACACAUACUGGAUGAAAUAAAAUGGUAUAGAAUAAAAUAUAAGAAAUA
Notolabrus celidotus (New Zealand spotty) is the source of this 10118-nucleotide messenger RNA. RefSeq names its product hyperpolarization activated cyclic nucleotide-gated potassium channel 4 (gene hcn4). The record is from RefSeq and is a predicted model, not a curated record. Gene Ontology annotation, biological process: transmembrane transport; potassium ion transport. Gene Ontology annotation, molecular function: voltage-gated potassium channel activity. Gene Ontology annotation, cellular component: membrane. Lineage: Eukaryota; Metazoa; Chordata; Actinopteri; Labriformes; Labridae.